AUGGUUGACGAUGAUGGCUAUGAUGAUGACGAUGAUGGAUGGAAAGGGGGCGAGGAGGAGGAGAAGGAGGAGGAGGAUGACGGCAACUGUCAGCUGCCAGAUUCUAUAUAUAAGAGAUGCGUGUGUCGCAGUCGUGUUGACAGUCAGAACAGUUGUUGCUUGAGCAUAAUGUAUCUACUACUAAUGUGCUGCUGCUGCUGCCUUCUGGCCUUGAUGCCAGCGGAGGCAGCACUGAAGUCUGCCUGGCAGCUGCCCACCACGGAGGAGAUGCAGGCGAGUCUGCAGAGCUGUCGCUUCGAAGCUGCUGGCAUGGAUGCCGAAACGUUGCGCUGCCUGGUGACGCAGCUGGGACUCUGGACAGACGAGGAGGGAUACAAUGCGAAGCGCAUUGCCAAGAUAUUCGCAGCACAAAACCAAAUGGAGGAGCUGAUGUUGGUCAUCGAGUAUUGCAACAAUAAAGAGCGACGCGUGGAGCAGCCAGCACAAUGGGCCUUUGAGGCCUACAAGUGUGCCACAUCGGGUCGAUUUGGCCGAUGGGUUCAGGAUUAUAUGGAACAGAUGGUUACAGAAUAAAGUAUAAAACGUAAAUUAAAUUUAUUGAACAAGUAAAUGAAUUGAACUUGUGCGCCGUGAUCAGGGUUCUGGCUAUGGGGUUCACUUUAGGCCUGAACGCUGUGCUUCACCAGCUGCAGAUUGGAGCGCAUGAAGCACAUGCCACCGCGAUACGCCCAAGUGCAGGCAUCGCUGCCCUGGGAGUUGUUGUCCGCACAGGCGGCUAUCUUCUGAUGCGUUUCAUCCGUAUGAUCCACAUCAUGACCUCCAGCCAACUGUUCGUGUAUCUUGGGCACAUCGAAUCCGUGGGUGGCGUCGAAGAGACCGAAUUGCUCAAAGACGCACUUUAUGUAGCAACGACUCUUCUCCUCAUCGGCGAAAUCCCAUUUGACAAACUUGGCCACAUCUUCGGCUGUGGCCUGCACCUUCUCGGCACAGAUGCCGCGGAAUCUAACCAGAUCAUCGUGUGUCUUCACCACAUAGCCAGCUCCAUGCUCGUGAUGAUGAUGAUGGUGAUGCUCGUGCUCAUCGGCCAAAGCAACAGCCAGAGUCAA
Molecule: messenger RNA, 1106 nt
Organism: Drosophila nasuta
Lineage: Eukaryota; Metazoa; Arthropoda; Insecta; Diptera; Drosophilidae
Gene: Obp99d
Product: Odorant-binding protein 99d
Exons: 2
Coding region: 1-573 (190 amino acids)
Molecular function (GO): odorant binding
Source: RefSeq, a predicted model, not a curated record